AUGAUUUUCCCAAUUAAAAAUAUGCGUUUUGGAUAUUGUUUCCCAAUAAUAUUUAGCCAAAGAAUUUAGAUCAUCCCAGAUUUUACAUCCCAAAAUUAUCACCUACAUGAUGACUCAGACCUGACAAAGCACAUUUACAUGAAAAUCUUUUAAAGAAAGAUGAUAUCAACGAUAGAUUGAGAUGGAACCCUUUCUGGGUCCCUGACCAACCCCACAAAUGGCUCUAAAUAGUGACUGGUUUUUUUUUUUUUUUUUACUUUUUUAUUUUUUGGGUCUGAGCGGAAACACAAUACAGAAUCUCUGUAUGAUAUUAUAAUGUCAGUUUUCUUGUCUUUUGACCAGCAACAGUGGAAGGACUGAGACUGAGCGACUGAGUUUGAAACUCGGGCUGUGAAAUUCAGCAAAAAGAGGCCGAGGCUGAGGCUGAGGCUGAGUCUGAGUCUGAUUGAGUGAGAUUAGAAGAUGAGAAAUAAUAGAUGAAAAAAAGAUGGGUGUAAAACAUAAAAGAUAGGGAGGGUGACAGGGAUGCUUGCCUUCAUUUACGGGUCAAGUGUCUUUUUACUUCUUUUAAGCCAAAGCCAAAGCCAAAGCCAAAGCCAAAGAAAGGCCAAAGGAGACACAGACAUAUUCCUUCUUUUUACAUCUUUUUAAUAUUUAUUUAGUUUUCUUUUUAAUUUAUAUUUUUUCCCCAAAUUCUCUCUCUGGAAAAUACUGGUAUUUUAAGACUUAUUUUUUGGGGACCAUAUCUCAAACCUGGGAAAAUCAAUUUUUCUAUGAACUUGUUUAUCUGUCCCUACUCGCCGACUGCCACAACCAGGAGAUUUAUCCCCACAAAGCACAAAACACACAAACACAAAGACGUAAGAGAUUAUAGCUUGGUUGCUAUAUAGAGAUAGAGAGUAAGAUUUUAAGAUCUAGAGAGAGAAACAGAGAGGUGAGUCUGUGGUGUGUGUGUGUGUGUGUGAGAGAGAUAGAGAGAGAGAGAGUGUUGUGGUAGUAUCGGGAUAAUAAUAAUAUGGAUAAAAGCUGUCAAUCCUCUGGAGAGUCUAGUAGUAUCACAACCAGCAGUAACAGUAGCACCAGUGGCAGAGAUCACUACCUGAACCUGAAGCACCUCAACAAGCUUUCUCAUAAGAUCUCCAAACCCAUCAUCAAAAAACCAACAGCCUUUGAUCCUUCCUCUCUUACCCAUCAGAAUCAGAAUCAGACUAAUUUCAAUCCUCAACAGCAGCCUUUGCAGCCGCAGCCCAAUCCGCCUUUGCAGCCGCAAGCCCAGCCCCAGCCGCCUCCGGCUGCGGCGGCGGCUUCGACACAAACCCAGCAACAGAAUCUGCAAGCUCAGCAGCAGCAUCAACCGCCGGUCUACAACAUCAAUAAGAAUGAUUUUCGGGAUGUUGUUCAGAAGCUCACGGGGUCGCCGGCGCAUGAGCGUUUCUCUACGCCGCCGCCUAUUCAUCCACCUAAGCCGCCGAGCUCUCGUCUACAUCGUAUAAGACCUCCUCCCCUUGAGCAUGUUAGCAAUCGUCCUCCUCCGCUGCUGAACAACGCCGUCCCGCCUCAACAGCCACCACCCACCAAUGGAGACCCUAAUAACCCUAUCCCCACCACCUCCCACUUUGGCGGUAUCGGUCGGCCGGUGGCUCCUCUAUCGCCUCUGCCGCCGUUACCGACGGUCCACGCGGCGGCCGAGUCGCCUGUCUCGGCCUACCUGCGGUACCUCCAGAACUCGGUCUCGGCCGCCGAUCCCAAUCACAAGCAAUUCUCGGGAUUCUCACCUUUAGCCCCUUUGGUGUCGCCUCGAUGGAGUAAUCUGGCCCCACAUCAGCCGCUUGCUCCUAUGCCGCCGCCGCAGCAGCAUGGGGUACACCCUUCGGCUCCGCCGCCGGCGCCGGCAAUGAUACCGUCACAGUCACAGCUUCCGAUGCCGUCGUCGCCGCUCCCAUUCGGGUGCUUGAAUUCUCCGAGGUCGCCAAGGUACCCGUUGCUUUCACCAAGUCUUCUACUUUCUCCUUCGUCGGGUCAAUUAGGUUUCCCUCAGCUCCCCCUCUCGCCGACUGUGCCUUUGCCAAGCCCUAGAUGGAGAGGUUUCUGAUUAACUUUUGGGGAAAACAUGUCUGCAAAUCCAUCUAGUACCGUUGUUGGUUCAAUGAAGUUCUGAUCUAUAUUCUUGUGGAAAUGGGGAAUGGCUUACUCUUCCUACGAGCUCAAAAUUUGUGGCAUAUGAAGGCUCUUUUGUUGUUCAAGGUGUUAAGCUAGAAAAUGCAAAUUAGCCUUAGGCGGGUGUAGCCUUUAUUGUGAUUGCUAAUUAGGUUUCCUGAAGACUUGGGAAUCUAGUAAACGGACCGUUCUAGUUGGACAAACAAAAGUCAUAUUCAACUUGAAGGAAAUAGUCUUUUUGAAGCUCCCUACUUAGAGGAGAGGAGAGGGAAGAAUCAGCAUAUACUAUUAUUGUUAUUCCUUUUUGUUCGUAUGCUCUUUCAGUUUCCUAGUUGAUUUUUGCUUCUGUGACCUAAGUAUAGAGAAAAAUGCCCACACAAUUUAUUACACCACCUGUAGUAUCUGAUUUCUCUAACGUAGACUAGGGUUUCUACCUAAUAUUUAUGCUAAUUGUACUGUGCAUCUGGUGAAUGAUGAUUCAUUCAGUCCACCAGAAUAAGAUAUUUCAAUUGGUACCUAUAAAUUUCAUCAUGAUAAAAUCUGCACCACUUAUUUUUGGGGCCUGAAUUCCUGGACUUGGUUGGGUGCUGAAACCCACCAGCCAGACUUUUGAGUUUUA
This is a messenger RNA of Ziziphus jujuba (common jujube), 2776 nucleotides long. Its product is annotated as VQ motif-containing protein 9. The record is from RefSeq and is a predicted model, not a curated record. Bases 1016 to 2092 code for a protein of 358 amino acids. Lineage: Eukaryota; Viridiplantae; Streptophyta; Magnoliopsida; Rosales; Rhamnaceae. The transcript has 2 exons.